Molecule: messenger RNA, 1431 nt
Organism: Pipistrellus nathusii (Nathusius's pipistrelle)
Lineage: Eukaryota; Metazoa; Chordata; Mammalia; Chiroptera; Vespertilionidae
Source: the annotation of a GenBank genome assembly
AUGGAGGCCCCGCCGGACCCCGCGCCCCGCGCCGCCGCCGCCCCGGCCCCGCUGCGGGCCCCGGAGGUGGCGCGGCUCCGCCAGGAGCAGGAAAAGGUGGUCGCUGGCUGCCGAGAGAGGAUCCAGCACUGGCAGCGCGUGGAUGACGACUACAGCGCCCUGCAGGAGCGGCUCGGCACCCUGCCCGACAGGCUGUCCUACGACAUCAUGGUGCCUUUUGGCCCCUUCGCCUUCAUGCCGGGAAAACUUGUCCACACGAACGAAGUCACUGUGCUCCUGGGGGACAACUGGUUUGCCAAGUGCUCCGCCAAGCAGGCCGUGGGCUUGGUCGAGCACCGGAAAGGACAUGUAAGAAAAACAAUAGAUGAUUUAAAAAAAGUGAUGACCAAUUUUGAAUCCAGAGUUGAAUUUACAGAAGAUUUGCAGAAAAUGAGUGACGCUGCAGGUGAUAUUGUUGACAUAAGAGAAGAAAUUAAAAGUGACUUCGAUUUUAAAGCCAAACACCGGAUUGCUCACAAGCCUCACUCCAAACCCAAAGCGGCAGGUGCUUCUGAAGCGGGCUUUGCAAGCGUCGAACCCAAGGAUCUGCUUGCGGACCAGGAGCUGUGGGCUCGGCUGGAGGAGCUGGAGCGCCAGGAGGAGCUGCUGGGCGAACUGGAGAGUCAGCCGCCUCCUGUGAUGGCGAACGGAGGAGGUGCAGCGUCUUCCGAAGAGGAGGAGGAGGAGGAGGAGGAGGAUGCGGGCAGAUGUGUGAACGGCCGUGUGAACGGGACACAUCCAGCGGCCGAGCCCGCGGAGGACCCCGGUGCGGAGCGGCUCCACGGUCCGAGCUGCGCCGUGAACGGCUCUCGUUCCCCGCUCAGCGACGAGGACGGGGACGAGGACGAGGAUGAGGAUGGCGACGGCGACAGUGAUGACGCGCUCGGGCCCGGGGCCAGCUGUGUGCCAACCAUCUACUUCUCCCACACGGUGGAACCCAAGCGGGUGCGAAUAAACACUGGGAAGAACACCACCUUGAAGUUCAGUGAGAAGAGGGAGGAGGCCAGACGGAAGCGGAAGAACGGCGGUGGCGGCCACCCCGCCCCGGAGCCGCCCGCCAUCCGGAGUCCGGCCGACGUGUACAGGGUCUUCGUGGACCUGGUGGACGGGGCGUACGUCCCUCGCAAGUCCAUCCUGAAGUCGCGCAGCCGGGAGAACAGCGUGUGCAGCGACACCAGCGAGGGCAGCGCCGCGGACGGCGAGGAGCGCCGCGGGCUGCUGCGGAGCCUGAGCGGCGAGGAGGCCGCGGGCAGCGACGCGGGCGAGAGCAUCCCGGAGGAGGAGCCGGAGCCGGAGCCGGAGCCGGAGCCGCCCGCGCCCGCGCCCGGAGCGCUCCAGAUGCUCCCCUGGCCUGUGGGCAGGUUUCUUGGUCAGAAGAAUGGGAUUUUGUAA